GUCAUCAUCAUUAAAGUCUCUUACUUUCGUUACCAUUCGAAGAUUAUAGUUACUUCCCCUUUAACCUUUUCCAUCUAUUGCUGUAUUUGAUCCCAAUUACUUGGAUUGGCUACCAUGACGUUGCAAAUUCUUGGCCUUAAUUUUAGCAGAUAAAUUGUUUCUACUACCUAAUUUUUCACUGUGAUUAGAAGAGACCAAAUAAUUAUUAAACAAAUGUUCUUGUAGUGCUGAAUUUAUCUAUUGCUUCUUUCCCGUUCUUUUGGUUUGUUCAUACUUUCUCUCAUUUGGAUCAUUGUACCUAUCAUUUUGACAGCUGGUUUUUAUAUUUGCUGGGGAUGCCUUGUAUGGGUGCCUUCUAUAUAUACUUCUCCUGGCAUGUACCUGGUCAAUCAUCCUGUACACCUUGGAACUCAGUUGGCACUCUACAUCCUAGUAGCAGGCAUUCUUUGCAUAUACAUCAACUACGAUUGUGAUAGGCAAAGGCAAGAGUUUCGCAUAACAAAUGGCAAAGCUUUGGUUUGGGGUAAAGCUCCAUCAAAGAUAACUGCCACUUACACUACCACAACAGGGGAAACAAAAAGCAGCAUUCUUUUAACUUCGGGAUGGUGGGGAUUAGCUCGACAUUUCCACUAUGUCCCAGAAAUAUUAGCUGCAUUUUUCUGGACUGUUCCAGCUCUUUUUAACCACGCUUUACCCUACUUUUAUGUGGUGUUUCUUACAAUCCUUCUCCUCGACCGGGCGAUAAGGGAUGAUGAUCGGUGCCGAUCCAAGUAUGGAAAAUACUGGAAAUCAUACUGCGAGAAGGUUCGGUACAGGGUCAUCCCCGGAAUUUACUGAGAAAAUGUUGCACAAGUGUUUGUUCUAGGUUGAGAAUGGCAUGUAUAUUCAGCCUUUCCAAAUUAAAUGAUGGCAGGCUGGUAUCAUGUUGUUGUUAUUGUUGUUUUUGUAAUGGUCAACUUUAUGGAUGUUGUAUUUCUCUCAUCUUCAAUGACCAAAAACUUUUCUUGUUUAGGAAAA
Humulus lupulus (European hop) is the source of this 1017-nucleotide messenger RNA. Its product is annotated as 7-dehydrocholesterol reductase-like. The record is from RefSeq and is a predicted model, not a curated record. NCBI's taxonomy places the organism in Eukaryota, Viridiplantae, Streptophyta, Magnoliopsida, Rosales, Cannabaceae. The transcript has 6 exons. Bases 376 to 837 code for a protein of 153 amino acids. Gene Ontology annotation, biological process: brassinosteroid biosynthetic process; sterol biosynthetic process. Gene Ontology annotation, cellular component: endoplasmic reticulum membrane. Gene Ontology annotation, molecular function: oxidoreductase activity, acting on the CH-CH group of donors, NAD or NADP as acceptor.